Arabis nemorensis is the source of this 1167-nucleotide messenger RNA. Lineage: Eukaryota; Viridiplantae; Streptophyta; Magnoliopsida; Brassicales; Brassicaceae. The record is from the annotation of a GenBank genome assembly.
AUGGGAGAAGAACCACUGCUUCAGAAACUCAAGAUCCAAGAAGAUCUUGAAUCUGAUAAGAGGAUUCUUGUUAACGACGGCGACGGUGAUGGCCCCGUCACUUUAGUUUUACUUUUGACAACCUUCACCGCUCUAUGGGGCGUGUUCUCCUAUGGCACUGCCGCCGGCUUUACGUCACCAGCUCAAACUGGGAUGAUGACAGGAUUAAACCUCUCUUUGGCUGAGUUUUCAUUCUUUGGAUCCGUCUUAACAAUUGGUGGACUUAUGGGAGCAGCCAUGUCGGGAAGACUUGCCGAUGUUUUUGGUCGGAGAGGCGCUUUGUGGGUUUCAAACUCGUUUUGCUUGUCCGGUUGGCUAAUGAUCGCCUUCUCUCGGGCGACUUGGUCCCUUGAUAUCGGAAGACUUUUACUCGGUGUGGCAGCUGGUGUAGCUUCUUACGUGGUACCUGUCUACAUUGUAGAAAUUGCACCCAAGAAAAUCAGAGGCGCUUUAUCUGCAAUUAACUCGCUAGUGAUGUGUUCUAGCGUCUCCAUCACAUUCCUCGUUGGAUCAGUCAUUUCGUGGCAGAAAUUAGCUCUCUUAAGUACGGUUCCCUGUGUUUUAGAAUACGUUGGUCUAUUCUUUAUACCGGAGUCUCCUAGGUGGCUGUCCAGAAAUGGUCGGGUUAAAGAAUCGGAAGUUGCACUCCAACGCUUACGAGGAAACAACGCUGAUAUCACCAAAGAGGCUGCCGAAAUCAAAACAUAUAUGGAACAUCUUCAAGAAUCCAAAGAAGAAAGUGUUUUCGAGCUCUUCAAACCACGAUACUCUCGUGUCAUUACUAGCUAUGGUUUACUCGAGAAUUACACCCCGAUUUCAACAUUCUUUGGAGUGUUGAUUUUUCUAGUCUCGAUCCCAAUUGGCAUAGGAGGUAUUCCAUGGAUCAUGGUCUCUGAGAUGACACCAAUAAAUAUAAAGGGAUCAGGAGGAACUCUAUGCAACCUAACGAGUUGGUCCUGCAAUUGGUUCGUCUCUUUCACAUUCAACUUCCUCUUCCACUGGAGCUCUUCUGGUGUGUUUUUCAUAUAUUCAAUGAUAUCUGGUGUGGGCAUCCUAUUUGUGAUGAAAAUGGUACCAGAGACUCGAGGUCGUUCACUCGAAGAAAUUCAAGCUGCUAUUACUCGUUGA